Molecule: messenger RNA, 153 nt
Organism: Cavenderia fasciculata
Lineage: Eukaryota; Evosea; Eumycetozoa; Acytosteliales; Cavenderiaceae
Exons: 2
Coding region: 1-153 (50 amino acids)
Source: RefSeq, a predicted model, not a curated record
AUGUUAUUCAAAUCUAUGACACAACUAUGUAACUUUCAACAAACUACUACUAUGAAUAAUGACUUGUUGAAUAGUUCCUCUACUACAACUGCUACUACAUCACAACAAGGAGUGAAUAAUAUUGCUUGGAUGCGUUGGAGAUCUAGAUACUAA